GUAGGUCCCACAUGCAAAGAGGCCAGAGUGGGUAAACCACGUGUGUCCCCUCUCCAGUUGAAACGGAAACCAUUUCUCCUGCCUGCCUUAGUGCCUUGGUUUGGUUAACUAACAGCUCAGCAUCUUCCGUCUUCUGCGCCCUUUAUAUACCUUUCUUUUCUUCUCCUCUUUUCCUCGCCAAUUCAAAUUACCUUCUGACUUCCAAGCCUUCAAACACUCUCCAUUCUCUAACAAUGGUAGGAGUUUUCAAACGCUCUCUUUCAUUUCCUAAUAAACUUCCCAAUCGCCCACCAAAGCCUUCCUUCUCUCACCACAUCAGAUCCAUCAGUCUUCCCUGCAGAUCACACCCUUUGAUUUCCCAGCUCAGGGAUGCCAUUACUGAGCUCAGAAUUUGCUCUUCCAAAUUCCAUAACCGAACAUCUUCUUGGCUCUGCGAUGGUUUGUCUCGCCUUAAAGAGGUUCAUGAUUCUCUUGCUGAUAUUCUCCAACUCCCUCAAUCCCAAGAAUCCCUCCGCCGCCACCCCACUUGGGUUGAUAACCUUCUUGAAGAUUUCCUCCUAUUCAUUGAUGUUUAUGGAAUCUUCCGAACAUCGGUUUUGGCUCUCAAAGAAGAGCAGCUUGCGGCCCAGGUAGCUGUAAGGAAGAGGGAUGACUCAAAAAUUGAUUUGUACAUUAAAUCCCAGAAGAAAAUAGCUAAAGAAAUGUCUAAACUCGCCUACACAAUUGGAGAUAUCUCAUCACGACGCUCAGAUCCUGGAUUCUAUAAAUUGUCUAUCACUGAUGCUCAACUGGUUAGUGUAAUUGAAGACGUUAUUGAAGUGACAGUAUCAGUUUCAGUAGCACUUUUCAAUGGAAUCUCAAUGUCUUUGGAUUCAAGAAAAUUGUCUUGGAGGGGAGUGAUGAUGAGAUUGAAUAAGAGGGCAAAGAAAGUGAAGGUUGAGGAAGGAAUCCAAGAACUUCAACAAGUUGAUGCAGAGAGCUUGUUGGGGUUGAGAAAGAAAGAUGAAGAAGAAGUGAGAAUGAUUCUGAAGAGGAUGCAAGAUUUGGAAGGUUGCAUUGGUGGUAUAGAAAAUGGAGGGGAGAAAGUGUUCAGGAGUUUGAUUAACAGCAGAGUUUCAUUGCUGAACGCUCUCACGAAGUAGAGGCAAUGCAGAAGUAGAAUCAUUGCAUUGGGAUUCUCUAGUUGAAUUUAAAACUGUCAGACCUAAGUGUCCCAGGAUUAAACAGAUUUUCAAUAUAUAGUACUGUAUAGUCUUCAUAUUUGAAACUUAAUUUCUGUGUACAACCUUUUUUUUUUUUUUUGGUACAAUUUGCUC
Molecule: messenger RNA, 1316 nt
Organism: Manihot esculenta (cassava)
Lineage: Eukaryota; Viridiplantae; Streptophyta; Magnoliopsida; Malpighiales; Euphorbiaceae
Exons: 1
Coding region: 234-1142 (302 amino acids)
Biological process (GO): shoot system development; root development
Source: RefSeq, a predicted model, not a curated record